Messenger RNA from Tyto alba (common barn owl), 1675 nucleotides. RefSeq names its product interleukin 10 receptor subunit beta (gene IL10RB). Gene Ontology annotation, molecular function: interleukin-10 receptor activity; protein binding. Gene Ontology annotation, biological process: blood coagulation. The record is from RefSeq and is a predicted model, not a curated record. Gene Ontology annotation, cellular component: membrane. The transcript is spliced from 7 exons. NCBI's taxonomy places the organism in Eukaryota, Metazoa, Chordata, Aves, Strigiformes, Tytonidae. The coding region runs from base 129 to 1160 and encodes 343 amino acids.
GCCCCGCCGCGGGAAGGCGGAAGGGUUUCGAGGCGGCCCCGCUCACCCGCCUGAGGGCAGCGGCCGGUGCGAUGGCGCGGCGGCGCCGGCACCUCCGCUGCUGAGGGAGGCUGGCGCCGGGAGCCGCCAUGGCCGCCGCCCGCCGGUGCGCCCUCUGCACCUGCCUCCUGCUCUGCGUAUCUGGAAUGGUGCCAAAACCCCAAAAUGCAAGAAUUAUUUCAGUUAAUCUCCAUAGCAUUUUACAGUGGGAUGCACCUAGAUUUCACAAAGGGAAUAUAAGUUACACUGUACGAUCUAAGAGCAUCAAUUUCCCUGGAAACACAUAUGAAAAUGUCAGCACAAACUUGAGACUCACAGAGUGUGAUGUCUCUUCCCUGUCCGCAUACGGAGACUACCUGUUACAGGUCAGAGCGGAGUCGGAAAAUAACCAUUCAGACUGGGUGACCGUCAGAUUUAAGCCAAUGGAUGACACAGUCAUUGGGCCACCUGAUGUAAAAGUGAAGUCAGAGUCUGGGUCCCUGCAUGUGGAUUUCAUAGGCCCUUUUGCUGAACAUGAGCAUGACAAGUGGCCUCUAAAACAAUAUUAUGGCUCGUGGAAUUACAGAAUACUGUACUGGAAGAAAGACAGCAAUACAGAGGUAACUCACGUAGAUACUAAACAUAACUCUGAAAUAUUAUCUCAGUUGGAGCCAUGGACAGUAUAUUGUAUUCAAGUGCAAGCAAUUAUCCCCGAGUGGAACAAAACAGGGAAACUGAGCAGAGACCUUUGUGAGCAGACAACCCACAACGGUGUAACUCCUGUGUGGAUAAUUGUGACCAUUCUUAUAGGAUCAAUGUUGGCCGUUGUAAUAUUCGUUCCUAUUUGUUUCUUUUCCUUUUUGUAUCUAUAUCGACUCACCAAACAUGUUUUCUGCCCUUCAUUUAUUUUCCCACAACACCUGAAAGAGUUUUUGAGCAAGCCUCCCAGUGGUUCGCAGCUUUUUUCUCCUUCCCCACAAGAAGAGCAUCAUUUUUAUGACAAGCUAACAGUCAUUUCAAAAGAAUCCAAAAAUCAGAGUGAUGAGUCUGGGGAUGAGGCCAGCAAGACAUCAGAGCACCUUCAGGACUCUGAACAAGAAGAUUCUGUUUCAAGAAUAGUACCAGCUUCAGAAAAGGCUUAAGUGUACUCCUCAUACUUGUCUUGGACCAAAAGAAAAGCAAAUGGGCUGUUGAAUUUAUCCUCUUAUUGCUGCAUUCUUAAGACUGGAAAAAUUCAUAUAUGAAGAUGUGUACACAGACUUCUGACAGAAUCAUAUUAUUUUUUUAAAGUAGAAGAAACAUGAUACGUAAUUUUUGCCACUGUUUGUAGUGGCCCACUGUUAAGUUGUAGCAAUACCUAGGACUGUACUAUGGCAGUAAUUUAAAAAGCAAAUAUAUAUAUAAUACUAAUUAAUUUAACUUUGAUUAAAUAUUUAUUGCAAAAGCUAAUCAAAAUGGCACAUUGUGUAACAUUUGUAAAAGAAAAUCAUAUUUUGUAAAGAAAGACCUGAUCUGACUUUUUUUUUCCUUAAUGAGAAAUUAUGUGUAUUUCUUAAGGAUAUCCCUACUGGCAUAAUCUUUUUAUUGAAUAUUUUUUUACUUGAUGCAAAAUUAUAAAGUUAUGAUGGUAUGAAUUUAGUAUGAAUAAACCAAACAC